AUGUUGUCCAUUCUCUCAAUGAUCUGUCUGUACCUGAUCAAUCACGGAACUCUUUGGGAACAUAGUGUCCUGCAGGUGGCCCACGUCUGUAACACUUACAUUCACUCCCGUCUUCAACCUGAAACACCAUCAAUGACUCAAUCAGGCCUUUGGAUCAUCGGAUAUGGCUCGCUCAUAUUCAAGCCGCCGCCUCUAUAUGCAUUCCGGGUGGUUGGCACUCUCAAUGGCUAUAUCAGACGGUUCUGGCAGUCGUCAUCUGACCAUAGAGGUACUCCGCAAGCUCCUGGAAGAGUGGUAACGCUAGUGUCGUUGGAGGAUUUGAAGGAGAAUCCUCAAUUUCACGACGAUGUUCAUGAAUUUGAGUUUUCGGGGCAGCAGACCGAUCUCGCGUCGUUGUCGGAACUGGACUUGACCGUGUGGUGUGUGGCCUACUAUAUAGAACCAAAAAAUGUAGACGAAGUUAAAGAGUAUAUGGAUGUGCGUGAACAAGAUGGCUAUUCUACCCAUACCGUUCAUUUCAACGUUCAUGAAGCACCGGAUAUGUGUCCCAUUGCUUCUGAGGUGUUGGCUCAGCUUCCUAAAGAUAUCACUGGCGAACUGCAAAUCGAGUCCACUGUAUAUAUUGGCACCAUACAAAAUGAAUCCUUCGUUGGGCCAGAAUCUCUUGCCAAAACGGCAGAGGUGAUUCGGACAAGCAAGGGUCCUAGCGGGAAGAACAUUGAGUAUUUGCGCUGCUUAACUGAAGCUGUUCUGGGCUUGGACAAUCAAGGAGGAUCCCAUGAUCCUUAUUUGGAACAGCUUUUAGAACGUUCUUGGUAG
Molecule: messenger RNA, 819 nt
Organism: Australozyma saopauloensis
Lineage: Eukaryota; Fungi; Ascomycota; Pichiomycetes; Serinales; Metschnikowiaceae
Product: gamma-glutamylcyclotransferase
Exons: 1
Coding region: 1-819 (272 amino acids)
Biological process (GO): glutathione catabolic process
Cellular component (GO): cytoplasm
Molecular function (GO): gamma-glutamylcyclotransferase activity; glutathione specific gamma-glutamylcyclotransferase activity
Source: RefSeq, a predicted model, not a curated record